Daphnia carinata is the source of this 1311-nucleotide messenger RNA. RefSeq names its product serine/threonine-protein phosphatase 6 regulatory ankyrin repeat subunit C-like. The transcript has a single exon. Gene Ontology annotation, molecular function: protein binding. Lineage: Eukaryota; Metazoa; Arthropoda; Branchiopoda; Diplostraca; Daphniidae. Bases 1 to 1311 code for a protein of 436 amino acids. The record is from RefSeq and is a predicted model, not a curated record.
AUGAUUGAGCAGAUCAAGAAGGACGGAGAUAUCGCGGACAGCGACGCAACGACAGUAGAACUGCCAGACAUGCACCGCAAUCGGGACGAGAAACAGUCAAAUUGCAAUCACAGUAAAGGUGAACUGCCCCAAGAAAACACAAGUGAAGGUGAAGAAUCCAUUAGUAGCGAAUACGAUGAUGGACACUACACCACGUCAAUGGAAGACAGUAGCAGCGACAACGACGACGUGUAUCAUACGACCGGAAGCUUUGAAAGUACUUCAAACGCUGGGCCGUACGAAUAUGACGACGAAGAAAGUGUGUUUCACAGUGACGACGAUCGGAGUAAGAUGGGACACAGAGGUGAUUACUACGACACACCCGCAAGCAACGAAGAAGGAGGACUAAACCACGCCCAAAAAGAGCACAUCACUCGCAGUUGCCGUAACUGCAUGCUAAAGACCUUCCCUCCUUUAGUGGCCGGCGAUGCAGCCAAUCAACGCAUCGAGAGGCUAGCCACCAUAGCAGCCGAACGAGGACAGUUCGUCUUCGAAAUAAUCAACGCCCCUCGAGAAACGCUUAGAAAAUUUCUGAAAGGAAAAGAAGAGGAGGGAAGUGCAACAGGAAGGAGCGUGGGAAGCCUGUUGGAUACGAAAUUCCCAAAUGGAAGAACCAUGCUCCACGAAAGUGUAAAUAAGAAAAGAUACGACGUCACGGAACUAUUAUUGACUUUCGGCGCAAACAUCGACAUCACAGAAAAGUCUGAAACAAUAGCUCACCGAGCCGCCGCAGACAACAACGAACACAUACUCGGAACGCUGUCAUUCCACAGGUGUCAGUUUAGCGAAUGGAACUGUCUAGGGGAAACUCCCCUAAUGGUGGCCAUCGCAUUAAAAAACGAAGAAAGCAUCGGUUUUCUGUGGAUAACUCCACUGAUAAAACAGUUAAGUCGCGAUGGAGAAACGAUCUUACACUAUGCAGCGAGAUUCAACAGCAAGAAAGAAUAUGUCAACAGUGCAUGCAUGCACGGUGUAAACGUCAACCAAAAAUCUCUGACGCGCCGUGAAACGGCCCUUAUUGCAGCCGUACGAUAUGGGAACCCCGAGAUAGUUGAAGUGCUGUUAAGGAACGGCGCAAGAUAUGACGAACCAGACUAUCUUGGAAAUUAUGCCACGGAUUACAUCGGCGAGAGAGAAGAAAUAGCUAAAGUAUUCCUUAACAGAAAUAUAAAACCGAGAAGAAAAGGCCAGAAAACGCUGAUAAUUCACUACGACCGAGAAAGGAGCUGCAAGAGGAGGAGAGGAGCCGGUUCACCAUCGGAAGAAGAUUAA